This is a messenger RNA of Plutella xylostella (diamondback moth), 2696 nucleotides long. It is a transcript of the gene coro, whose product is annotated as protein coronin. Gene Ontology annotation, molecular function: actin filament binding. NCBI's taxonomy places the organism in Eukaryota, Metazoa, Arthropoda, Insecta, Lepidoptera, Plutellidae. Gene Ontology annotation, biological process: actin filament organization. The record is from RefSeq and is a predicted model, not a curated record.
UUAGUAUUUUCAAUGAAUAUAAACAGUAUUUCAGGAAAAAUAAACUAUAACAUAGUUUAAUUUAUAGGUUUACACAUAUGAUAAUCUUUACAGUAUUUAUAUUUUCCUGAAAAUCAACUUUUAAGCCAAGUAAAUGUAGCCACAGCAGUCAUUACCAAAUAUGGAGUUCGCUCGUUUUCCCAACCGUCUUCCCUUCAGUCCUUAGUAGUCUCUCAGUUUUAUUUUAUUUAGCUUAAUUUGUGUUGUUAUCAAAUGAAUUCAUUGCAUUUUUAUGUGUAAAUAGUGUUAUUUUGUUAAAUAAAAAUGUCUUUUAGAGUGGUCCGUAGUUCUAAAUUCCGCCACGUAUACGGGCAGGCCCUAAAGCGGGAGCAAUGUUAUGAUAAUAUCCGAGUUUCCAAAAGUUCAUGGGAUUCUACGUUCUGUGCAGUUAAUCCCAAGUUUUUGGCGAUAAUCGUAGAAUCUGCUGGAGGAGGAGCCUUCAUAGUUCUACCGCACAAUAAGGUGGGCCGCAUCCCGGCGGACCACCCGCUGGUGGGGGGGCACAAGGGGCCGGUGCUGGACAUCGCGUGGUGCCCCCACAACGACAACGUCAUCGCCAGCGGCUCUGAGGACUGCGUUGUUAAGGUGUGGCAAAUCCCGGACGGCGGCCUCUCGCGCACCCUCACCGAGCCCGUACUGGACCUGGUGUACCACCAGCGGCGCGUGGGGCUCGUGCUGUGGCAUCCCACCGCGCAGAAUGUACUGCUCACCGCCGGCUCCGACAACCAGAUAGCGAUAUGGAACGUGGGCACGGGCGAGGUGAUGGUGCACCUGGACUGCCACCCGGACCUCAUCUACUCGGCGUGCUGGAACUGGACCGGCACCAAGCUGCUCACCACCUGUCGCGACAAGAAGAUACGUAUAAUCGACCCGCGCAAGGGCGAGGUGGAGUCGGAGGCCAUCGCUCACGAGGGCAGCAAGGCGUCGCGCGCCAUCUUCCUCAAGCAUGGACUGGUGUUUACCACCGGUUUCAGCAGAAUGUCCGAGCGCCAGUACUCCCUGCGCACCCCGGACGCGCUCAACGAGCCCAUAGUGACCGUGGAGAUCGACACCAGCAACGGAGUCAUGUUCCCGCUGUACGACCCGGAUACGAACAUGAUCUAUUUGUGCGGGAAAGGAGACUCCGUUAUACGAUACUUUGAGGUGACUCCUGAGCCUCCGUUCGUCCACUACAUCAACACCUUCCAAACGCCGGACCCUCAAAGAGGUAUCGGCAUGAUGCCGAAGCGUGGUUGCGACGUGGCCACCUGCGAGAUCUCCAAGUUCUACCGGCUCAACAACUCCGGACUCUGUCAGGUGGUGUCAAUGACGGUGCCGCGCAAGUCGGAGCUGUUCCAGGAGGACCUGUACCCGGACACGCUGAGCGACGAGGCGACGCUCACGGCGGACGAGUGGCUCGCGGGCGGGGAGGCCGAGCCGGCUACCAUGUCGCUGAAGGAGCGUGCUUUGGUCGUGCAGGGCGGCUACGCUUCGGGCCGCGGGCAGCAGCUGACUGUGACGAGGAAGACCAACGCGCUGGCUGCGGGCAAGGACAAGGACAAGGACAGGAGCCCCACGCCGGCCGGGAAGGACACGCCGAGGGAUACCCCGCCGCCGGUCGCGCCUCAUGUUGAGAAGCUCCUCUCCGACUUAGCAGACGAGAUCCGCAAACUCAAGUCCGUCAUAGUGAAGCAGGAGAACCGGAUUCGCGCUCUCGAGGCCAACGCUAAGGCGGCCGAGGCCCCCGCCCCCGCGCCCGCGCCCACCCCCUCCCCGCAGCCGGACACCAACCACGGCUCGGAGGCUGAUGUCAUGGCGCCUGAUGAGGUCUAGGGAGCUGGGUUCAUGUUUAUGCACUUGCAGGUGAAGUUGGGGACAUAAGCAAUCGACUAUUCUUACAAUCUCCAAACAGCAACUGAUAUACCUUACGCAGAAAUGUUACAAACUUGAGUCAUGACGCGCACUCCAAAUGUAAACCCAUGGUUUAUGCAGCAUGUCUUAUUUGUCAAUCAUGUGUCAGAUUAUUAAAGUAAUAAAUGUCAGAUUUGACAGUUAAGAAAUUCUGAUAGAUUGUUGAUUGCUUAUGUGCGAUGGUAGUGAUAGAUUUAUGAAGAUUCUGAUAAAUUUUAUUACAACAGAUAUUGCGCAGUAUACGUCGGUUGGUUAAAGUUGCAAUGUAGACAACUUAUACUCAUCAGGAACAAGUUGUAACAAUCUCGACGGUGCCCGUAAUAGAACAAGAUUUUAAAUUGAAGUUUUUUAAUGAAGUUGACUUGUGCAUAAAUAUGAAGAAAAAAAUCUUUGUUAAAUUGAUAUUAUUAUUGUAUCUUACCAAUACAUAUUGUAAAAUCAUGAACUAAAUUACAAUAUGAAUUGGUUUUAUUUUAAAAUACAGUAUCAAUUGACUUCAUGCAAUGACUUACAAAUGAGGACGUAACACAUGAAUAGAAACUUAAAUAUAAGGACAUAAAGUAGGUUUCUGUUCGACUAUCAUGACGCGAUUACAUCUAUUUAUAAUAAUAAUUGAAAAUGUUUGUAAAUAUGUAAGCGUAACAUGGAAUCUAUGUGAUGUGCAGGACAAUAAUUAGAUAAAAUAAUGUGCCUUAAUAUCAUGCUGUGCUAUAGUUAAUGUCACAAACAAAUUCUCAUGGGCUAAGACCUAAAGAGAAUACACAAAA